AGGGGUAGGUUAGUCUAAUUGCAAAAUUUCCUAAAGUUUACAGAAAUUUUGACAAAGGGGCCAACUCAUGUUUAAUGCAAGCAUUCGUAAUGUUGUAUUAUGAGCUAAUCCUUGAGAGGACAGGAAGUGGCUGUGUUGCUUUCCGAGGCGGGGCAUGUCCAUCAAUCUCACGGUUAGUACCUGUUCUACAAGAUCGGCAGGUAAAUCGAAAGUCUCUCGUCAUGCUGCUCUAGUGCUUUUCCCCACUUUCUCGAAGCAUGUCAACUGGCCGCACAUGACGCUCAGCGGUGCCGGAGGUCACGAUGGCCCGGGUUCUGGCGCGAGGGUGGUUCUGGAUCGGGCCCUGGACCGAGCCAGCCGCGGGGGGUGGGAAGGGGAACCUGUCCGGGAGUGUUUGGGAAAGGCACACAGCUCAGAGCACCCAUCACGUGAUCUUCAAAUGCUGUCGACCUCAUCAGCCACGCAAAGGUGGAGGAAGAGAAGCUGGAAGAAGCUCUUCUCCAGCACAGGAUGUGUCACAUUCCCGCCAGUGGCUGCGGUGUGGUCAGUUUGCCACCUGGGGCCACCACCAUCUCUAGGAGAUAUGUGUUGGCGAGGGGCACUCCUGUGCCUUUUGUGGGGAACCCUGGGGGCCUGCGUCUACGCGCUGCUGUGCUACUUGAAGUCGUCCCUGAGACAGGAACCCGCUCCCGUGAUCAAAGAGGAAGUUGUCACUCAAAUCAAGCUGAUGACAAAUGAGCGGUCCUCAAGUUCAGGUGUCCCAAUACCUCUGGCUCUUGCCUUGGCUGAGAGCCUGCUACUGAGCGUCCUUCAGGAACCUCUGACAGACCCUAGCGGCCCUCACAUGCAAGAUCUCCUCUCCAGGUUGGAGUCCUUGUUCCACACGCUUGAGAGCGUUGACCCGGGGUCAGACUUCACGGAGCUGACUGAAAAAGUGACGCUCAUUCAGAGCUACUUACGGAAAAGGAGCAGCUCACUGAGAAGGUUGCUUCAAAUCCAGGCUGAGUUUGAAGCCGGCAUAAAAGAACUGCAGGAGGGCGUGGAGGUUCGCUGGGGCCGACUGGAAGAGCUCCACACCGGAGUCACGCUUACGAAAGAGGGCGGUCAAGAGCAUGAAGACGUGGCCUCGGCCCACCAGGACGCCGAGACCUUAUCUGCAGUCUUGAGCCACCACAGGAAGCAACUAGGUGACUGCCAAGCUCUCCUGAAAGACUGCACACAGCUCCUUCAGGAGUUGAUUUGGAGUCACAGCCAUGCAGGCAGCACGCUCAGAAAUUGCGAGAGUGAGUCCGUGUGGCCCGAGAUGCUGCUUCAGUCCAACAUGGAGCAGUUUGACAAGGUGCAGGAGAGCUUCCUGUCCUUGGAACAGCAGACCGCCACCUUCCAGGCUCAUCUGGAGGGGCUGUCCACAGGUAAGGAAAGGGAGCAUGCCAGCGGGGUCUCCUCGCCGGACCUCAACGGCGGACUCUCCAGUGAAGUUUCCUCAGAGCAUCUCAACUCAGACGACGAGUCGGACGGUCGCCUCUCCUUGUGUCAGAGGUCGGCGCAGCACUUGUCAUCCACGAUUGGACGCUUGCGGAAAUCACAAAAAAAGAAAAAAGAAUUGAUUGGAAAUUAGAAAGAAAGGUGAUGAAUAUUCCAAAACCCCCAAAAGUUGCAGGUAAGACUCGCCCAUGGCUGAGAAUGUGAAUAUGGAUGCAUGACACAAGGGGGCGCCCUAACGCCAGUUAUCAUCAUGCAUCUCAGUAUUAUUCUGCCAUGCCUUCCAAACUGAUUUCUAGUCUGUUAGCUAUGUUGCUGCACUUGUCUGUUCAAAUUGAGGAUGCAGAUGAGCAAAAAGUGGGGGAUAAUUUGAAAAAAUAGUAGUUAGAGCUGCAGGCAGCCAUGUACGUGCCUUGUUUUUCAUGGCAAAUAUUUUAAAUGAUUUCUGAUCUGAAUUUUUUGCUGAAUUAACCCAAUAUAGCUGCUUAAAACCAUAAAUGGCUGAUUUA
This is a messenger RNA of Syngnathus typhle (broad-nosed pipefish), 1991 nucleotides long. RefSeq lists its product as uncharacterized. Lineage: Eukaryota; Metazoa; Chordata; Actinopteri; Syngnathiformes; Syngnathidae. The coding region runs from base 155 to 1618 and encodes 487 amino acids. The record is from RefSeq and is a predicted model, not a curated record. The transcript is spliced from 8 exons.